Miscanthus lutarioriparius is the source of this 429-nucleotide messenger RNA. The record is from the annotation of a GenBank genome assembly. Lineage: Eukaryota; Viridiplantae; Streptophyta; Magnoliopsida; Poales; Poaceae.
AUGGAUCACUUCAACCCUGCUCUACCACCAACACAGGCUUUGGUUCCAUUCCAAGAGGGAAACAAGCAUGCCUUCAUUGCAGAGGAGGUUUACGAUGAGCAUGUGGAGGAGCAUGACGCUAGUAUUGGCCAUGAUGGUAGCUCUAAUCAAGGGAAGCACAUCGCGAGGGGUCACUGGCGUCCUUCUGAGGAUGAAAAACUAAAAGAUUUGGUUGCACAGUACGGCCCCAAGAAUUGGCGCCGCAUUGCUGAGAAGCUUGAAGGCAGAUCAGGUGGCUCCGACAUGGCCCCUCAUGCCAGGACACCCACUGCAGCCAACUUCAAAGCAACCAUGCGCUCCACCUUUUCUACCCCAUCGCUAGCCACCGACAAGGGUGGUGACAAGUUCACCCCACCAUUCUUUGAUUUCCUCGGUGUUGGCGAUGCAUGA